AAGGCGGGCGCGCGGCCUGGCGGAGGGGGUCGGGGCCUGGCGGAGCAGGCACGUCCACGUUUUCUCUCUGUCCCAGGCGAGGAGCUUCCCCAGCUGUUUUUCGGAGCCGCCAUGUGGCCCGUGAUAUGGACGGCGGUGCGGGCUUACGCCCCCUACAUCACCUUCCCCGUGGCCUUUGUGGUGGGAGCUGUGGGCUAUCACCUGGAGUGGUUCAUCCGGGGCAAGGAGCCCCAGCCCGCGGAGGAGGAGAAGAGCAUCUCGGAGCGCCGGGAAGACCGCAAGCUGGAGGAACUCCUAGGCAAGGACCUCACCCAGGUGGUGAGCCUCAAGGAGAAGUUGGAGUUCGCUCCCAAAGCCGUCCUGAACAGAAACCGCCCAGAGAAGAGUUAAUGGAGGCUGCCGGGCUCCACGGGUACCCCCGGGAGACUGCCUGUCCCGACUCUGGGCUCGGCCCGCCAUCGCCGCUGCUGCGUUUUGCCGGCCUUCCCGGGCUCACGUUCUAAGGGCCGCCCGGGCCCGGAGCCCGCUUCCGGUUCGGUUCGGUUUAGUUCUCUGUCUUCUCGUUCCGGUUUCUCGUCCUCCGGUCCGGAUCCGUGCCCGCGGGCCCCCCGCCGCCCACGUCCCCCGGCCGAGCCCCCGACCCGCUCUCCGUGGCACCGGAGAGGAGACCGGGAAGGGUGCCCGCCCGCAGGCUGGGUGGCCCGGAGGCUUGGGCUCCUUGUUCUCGGCGGCCUGGUCGGGCUCCCCGUCCGCGCGGUCCCGCUGCCGAGGGAGGCCGGCGUCGCCGGAGACCCUUCGUCUCCCCAGAUCUUCCCAGGAGGCCCCGGGAUCGUCCCUGUGGUUAUUCCUCGAGCUGCUCAGAACCGGAGCCCGUAUGGGUCCUCGAGGCGAACCCCGAAUGCGUCCUAUCCUGGCCCCGCCGAAUCGAAGUCUUCCCGUGAUUCUCGCUUGGGGCCGGGGAUGAGCGGGAUCUUGGCCCGAACCCUUCUGCCCUUCGUUCCCCGCUGCUCCACCCCCCCCGGCCGACCCCCCGCCCUCGCCUGGGGGAGAACCGUCCUGGAAAGGGGAGAGCCGUCCCGGGCACGGCCGCGGGAUGGGGGCGCGCGCCCCGGCCUCCGUCCGUCCGGUGAACGGCCGAGAAGCGUCCCCGUCGCCGUGUGGCACGAGACCUGAUUAAACUGGAAUCCGAGAAUGGCACCCGA
Messenger RNA from Ornithorhynchus anatinus (platypus), 1202 nucleotides. RefSeq names its product small integral membrane protein 12 (gene SMIM12). Lineage: Eukaryota; Metazoa; Chordata; Mammalia; Monotremata; Ornithorhynchidae. The transcript is spliced from 3 exons. The record is from RefSeq and is a predicted model, not a curated record. Bases 112 to 390 code for a protein of 92 amino acids.